This is a messenger RNA of Adelges cooleyi (spruce gall adelgid), 1878 nucleotides long. RefSeq names its product cytochrome P450 4C1-like. The coding region runs from base 213 to 1751 and encodes 512 amino acids. The transcript has 11 exons. Gene Ontology annotation, molecular function: heme binding; monooxygenase activity; oxidoreductase activity, acting on paired donors, with incorporation or reduction of molecular oxygen. NCBI's taxonomy places the organism in Eukaryota, Metazoa, Arthropoda, Insecta, Hemiptera, Adelgidae. The record is from RefSeq and is a predicted model, not a curated record.
GUGACUCGCAUAUAAUAUAGGUGUUUUUGUAUACUUAUAAGGACGUCCGUCGAACCUAGUCUUGUUCGCCAAGACUCACAAUACCACUGUGGCGUUGGAUAUCUUAUAUAAGCCGGCUACUAUCAAAAUAGUCAAUCAUCAUCGCCGAUGAAUUGUUUUCACAGUGUUGGCUGCUAACUUGUUUACCUAAUUCAUUAUCGAGCGUUUUAAAUAUGAUUGGAUUCGGCGUUUGCAUGUUGGCGUGGGUGUUUUUCUCGGUAGUCGUAUUACUUUUGGCGUUUUCCAUGUGUUUCCGUGCCCAGAGACCUGCGGAAUAUCGUCGAAUGUCUUCUAAACUGCCGUCACUACCCCGUGGGUACUUGGCCGAGCUCAAACUAUCAUUACAUCACGCAACCCUCAAAUCUACAGAUGUCUUACCAUAUUUUGGAAACUUAUUUAAGCAGUACGGUCCUUUAGUGCAUAUGAAUGUAUUAGGUAAAUCAUACGUGUUAUUGAAUGAUCCAGAAUAUAUAAAAGCUUUAUUGUCCAGCUCACAACAUAUUAAUAAAGGACCAGAGUAUGGCAUGCUUAAACCUUGGUUAAACAAAGGACUGCUAACUAGUUCAAAUCCAAAAUGGCAUUCACGAAGAAAAAUGUUGACGUACACUUUUCAUUUCAAAAUUUUGGAAACUUACAUUCCUACAUUCAAUAGACAUGCACGGCUUUUAACUAAUGAACUUGGAAAAAUGACCGUUAAAGAUCAACGUGUGUCUAUUUACUCUUUUAUGACUUUGUGUGCUUUAGAUAUUGUUUGUGAGACAAUAAUGGGCACAGAACUGCGAUCACAGGAAGGUGAAUCAAUAGAAUACGUUAAAGCUAUAUAUACUGUAACUGAUGUUAUGGUUAAACGGAUAUUCAAAUUUUGGUUGUGGAAUAAUUUUAUUUUCAAAAUCAGUAAAGAUGGAAGAGAUUUCAAAAAGUCUCUAAAAAUAUUGCACCAUUUUACAGAAAACGUGAUUAAAGAAAAACGAGAAAGGCUUGAAUCAGUCAAUGCUAUUCCAAACGAAGAGAUUUGUUUUGGUAAGAAGCGAGUAGAAUCUUUUCUUGAUCUUCUGGUUGGAAUGUCAAAAAAUAAUCCUGAAGUUAUGACAGAUUUGGAUAUCAGAGAAGAGGUGGACACCUUUCUUUUUGAAGGACAUGACACAUCGUCAACUGCCAUGACCUUAGUUUUAAUUAUGCUGGGAAUACAUAAAAAUAUACAAGACUUAGUUAGAGAAGAACUUUAUUUAAUAUUCGGUGACAGCGACAGAGAAGCGACUUUAGAAGAUUUAAAAUCAAUGUCAUACUUAGAAAGGGUUAUUAAAGAAACCAUUAGACUAUAUCCUAGUGUUCCCGGAUUUACAAGAAGGCUUCGACAAAAUCUCGACGUUGGUGAAUACAAAAUUCCACCUCAAACAGUCAUUGGUGUUAUUCCAUAUUUGUUGCAUCGCGAUGAAAAAUUAUUCCCGAAUCCAUUAAUUUUUGAUCCGGAUAGAUUUCUACCUGAAGUUAACAGUACCAGACAUCCAUAUUCGUAUUUACCUUUUAGUGCUGGUCCGAGAAAUUGUAUUGGACAAAAAUAUGUGAUGCAUCAAAUGAAAACUGUUAUAUCAACCGUUAUAAGACAAUUGAAAAUCGAAACGUUGGGUACACAAAAUGAUAUUAUAAUUGGAGCACAGUUAAUAUUAAGACCAGAAUCACUUCCAGAUAUAAAAAUUACAAGACUCAAAUAAUAUUUUUUUUAUAUAGUCGGUUGUAUUAUUUAUAUAUUUUUCUUUGUAAUUUUAAUAAAAAAAAAAUAUAUUUAUAUAUUUAUAUAAAUAUUAAAAUGAAUACUGACAGAGGUCUAUUUAUGUAAAA